ACUUAGAAUAACACUGUUUGUAUUUAACCAGUAUUGCAGACAACCUCCCCUCUGCUACAAGGUUUGAGAUGCUGGACACAGGACAAGUCAUGUAUGAGCACGGCUACAGAAUCGGAUAUGUGGUGGACAAUGUGCCAUACAUCAACAACCACUUGAAGCUUGUGUUGCACUACCACACAGAAGAUGAGGAAACCUUCCGAGUAGUUGGCUUUGAAGUGGAGCCAAGGAGGUGGGUAGCGACUUUGUUCCUUAAGGCUACAGUCACUGUUUUUGAAAAUAACUACUUUGAAUAACUCUAGCUAUAGGAAUGAAAGGCACUUCUUCACUCU
This is a messenger RNA of Branchiostoma floridae (Florida lancelet), 329 nucleotides long. RefSeq names its product transmembrane 9 superfamily member 4-like. The record is from RefSeq and is a predicted model, not a curated record. The transcript has 3 exons. Gene Ontology annotation, cellular component: membrane. NCBI's taxonomy places the organism in Eukaryota, Metazoa, Chordata, Leptocardii, Amphioxiformes, Branchiostomatidae. Bases 69 to 293 code for a protein of 74 amino acids.